Hydractinia symbiolongicarpus is the source of this 2180-nucleotide messenger RNA. RefSeq lists its product as uncharacterized. The record is from RefSeq and is a predicted model, not a curated record. The transcript is spliced from 6 exons. NCBI's taxonomy places the organism in Eukaryota, Metazoa, Cnidaria, Hydrozoa, Anthoathecata, Hydractiniidae. The coding region runs from base 439 to 1818 and encodes 459 amino acids.
CUUAGCUGGAUAUGCAAGAACUAAAUUUUGUAAUAACACGAACUUGUUCGUAAAAAUUACCAAUCGUGCAGACUCACCUAAUUCGUUGGUCGUGAAAAAUUAGCUUUGUUGCUAACCAUAUGUUCCGUUGAUACAUAACUCUAUUGUUAUCCCCCAUAAGGCUGCGCAGAACAGUUAAAUAAAAAACACAUAAUUAUUUAAUAAGAAUAGAUUUGAAAGCACUUUUAACUGCCUAUUGCAAAUAGACUUGUGUUAUAGAAGAUACCAAUACAGAAAGUUCAGUGAAAUAAAAACAUGUUAAAGAGAAAGUAAGUAAGAGAUCAUCUGAACACAUAGAUGACAAACGCAUGACAAACGUAUCAUAUGAGAGAUUCUAAUUUUGGUGAUCUUUUCUAUUUUUUUAUAACGCUGCAACUUAUUGGUUUAUAAAUUACUAAAAUGAUUUUGUACAUUAUCUUGUUGUGUUUGCAUACUUGUAAAAGUAAAGAAGUGACACGUUUUGAAGCUGGUGAUAAAUUAGAAGGUGCAGCAUUUUGUAGAGAGUGUGAUUGUCCAGCUAUGCAUCCCACAUACUAUAAUCUACUAGGAGAAGAGAAAUGUAUACAUGCCAGUGAGACAGGAUGUUCAUUAAACGUGGAUGGAUACACAAAUGAUGUACCUUUAAUAACUCAAAGCAUGCUCAACAAAAGAGAAUUUCGCAUUACUAAAGAUGGCGGAAAUCUUUGUCCAAAUACAUUUGAAGCGUCAAGUGUAAGAAUGUUAGCGCUGACAGAUUCAUGGGAAGUUGUUCCUACAUUUAUGUCAAACUUAUUUUCGUAUAGUAUACCUAAUGUAAAAGAAGUGAAUGUAACGUUUCAUACAGUAUGGUCUGGGUUGCUGAUAAAACUUGAAGUCAAGUGUAAAGCAAGUAAUGGAAACGAAUACACACCACGUGAAAAUUGCGUUCUCUUCAAAUAUGAAGGCACAGCAACGUAUCCUUUAACGCUAUCUUCGUUUGCACCUGUAUCUUCAACAACACCAGAACCGACAGUAUCAAAAAUAGCGACGACAACGACGGCAACAACGACAACAACAACAACAACUACCAUACCAACAACUACGAAAGCAUCAACAGAAACCAACACAAAUUUUAAAAAAAGUACAAAAGUUACACAUGCAAGCUUGGAAACUACUACUCCAGUAACAAAUUACAGUGAAACAUCAAUACCUUUAAGUCCAACAACAGGUACAAGUAAAGACCACAACAACAACAGAGACAUUGCUAUGGCAGCAGCAAUUGCAGCGACUGUAAUUUUGAUUCUAGUUACUAUCAUCAUCAUUUUGAUAUGUUACAAAAAGAAACUUGACAGAAGGUCAUCAAAGAGAAAAGUAGCUUAUACCAAAACAAAUAUUGACGAAAAUAUCUAUGACAAAGUAAACAAAAAAGAAGAAGACAAAAAGAAAGGCGAAAACGAAGUAAUUGAAUUUCCAAAUAUAACCUACGGUAAUAAAAUAAAUUUAUACGCAAAAGUGAGAGAUGAAAGCGACGAACAAAAAAUACAAAAACAAGACAGUCAUUAUUAUAACACAAACGAUAUAAACAAAAAUUCUAACUAUUAUAACGUUUUUGGUGAAAAAGAAGCGUCACAUGUUGACAAUAAGCCAGUAAAUGCGACGAAUGUAAGCCACUAUGAUCAAAUAUGGAGUAACAACGACGAAGAUAAAAAGAAUGUCGAAAGCCGCAAGACUGACCAUGGUGAUGAUAAUAGUAAUCAAGAUGAUGUUGAUGAUGAGGAAAAUACAUAUAUCGUUACGGGAGGACUAAAUCACAACAUUUAAAAUUAAUUUUAAUAAUAUAAAUAAGUCAGCGUCCAAAUUAUUUCACUGUAAUGCAUACCCACUGUAUAUAAUUAUGUCUUCACGUACAAUAAACCUUUUUUUUUAAGUUUGUAAUUGAAUUUUAUUUACAUUAUCUGAUACAACUGUAGAAAUAAAAUUAAAAUUUUGCUGUUACUUGAAAAAACAGUAGUAAAAUUAUUUUUUCGAAUUCGUCGUGUUUUUUUUUAUUUGUUUGUUUAGUUUAGAUUAUUGGUGUUUAAUAAUGAUUGUGAUUGGAAAUGUGAGUUCAAAUAUGUGUGAGUAAUUAGAACUCUUAAAUAUGUGUAAUCGAUUGUAGUUCUUAAAUAAUAAAACCGGCUGCA